UUAAUUGGAUUUGGAGGGAGCGUUAUAUCGGUGGGAACAGAAGCCACUUCCGUUCUCGUUGGUGGGCGGCAAUAGCUCUGUUUUAUGGAGUUUAAAAUAGUAUAAUAAUACAUAUUGUGACGUUUAGAAAUAGCUCGGCUUGUGUCGAAGGGAUUUGAAAUCAAUAUACUGAUAUUUACCUGUAGCGGAGGCUUCGUGCUGUCUUCCUUUGCGGGAUUUAUUAUGGUGUAACAGGAGCAGCUUCUCGAGAGACAGCAGGUGAUAGAAACCCGAGCAGCAAUGCUGACGCUGGCGAGCAAGCUGAAACGGGACGAUGCAGUAAAGAGUGGCCGCAGCAACAGUGCCGCCGCAGACUCUGCGCGAAGGGUGUCUAUACGAGACAGGCUGCUGGUGAAAGAAGUUGCAGAACUAGAAGCAAAUCUUCCAAAUACGUGUAAAGUGAAUUUCCCUGAUGUAAACAAGCUCCACCACUUUCAGCUAGAUGUCACUCCAGAUGAGGGCUAUUAUCAGAGUGGAAAGUUCCAGUUCGAAGUAGACGUUCCUGAAGCUUAUAAUAUGGUGCCUCCGAAGGUGAAGUGUUUGACUAGAAUAUGGCACCCAAACAUCACAGAGACAGGCGAAAUCUGUUUAAGUUUACUCAGAGAACAUUCAAUUGACGGUACAGGCUGGGCUCCAACAAGAACACUAAAGGAUGUUGUGUGGGGACUGAAUUCAUUAUUUACUGAUUUGUUGAAUUUUGAUGACCCCCUGAAUAUUGAAGCAGCAGAGCACCACCUCCGUGACAAGGAUGAUUUCCGGUGUAAAGUUCAAGAUUUUAUCAAGCAAUAUGCCAGAUGAUGAUGGCAGUCCAGCCUUCCUGAGCCUGUGGAUUACACUCUGUGCUGCUGAGCCUCCUAUCUCUUGACUUGUGUCAGAUAUAAAGGAAUUGGGAAAUAUAUAUAAUUUACAGUAAGAAAUUAAAAAAAAAAAAAAAAAAACUCCACUGGAUUGUACCAAUAGUGCUGUAUCAGUAUUCAACUGAUGAUACAAAGUGAAAAGAAAAUGUACUCUGCCUAUAAAAGUACCCAUGUCAUGGGGGGGUUUCUUGGGGGUGGGGGGAGGGGGUCAGCAUUAAUACAGAGAGGGUAACUGUGUGCAAGUUCUCUAUUUAAAAGAAGGAUAGACCCAUGGCACCCUCUCUUCCAAUACCAGUGCCAGACAACACCCCCCCCCCCCCCCCCCCCCCCCCCCCAAGAAAUGCUUCAAGAGAACAAUCGCCUCAUCACUUUAAUUUUUAAACUGUUUACACAUGUGCAGCAACAGCAAAACUCUAAAGCAAUCCAAUCCUACCUGCUUUCUGAAGUAUUAAUAGCAUGUUGAUAACAGGGGGAAGAUCUUUGUUUUGUUUUAGUAUUAUCUGUUACACAUUAAAUCUUUCUUUUUAAAGUGCUGUCAUUUUAUCUUUUAGAUUUUGUUUGAAUGGUACACAGUGGGUGAGAUAUAUAGAUAUAUAAUGCAAGCUAUAUAAAUACAUGUCAAGAAUUUUGCACCGCAGUGUGUGUGUGUAUAUAUAUAUAUAUAUAUAUAUAUAUAUAUAUUAUAUAUGUGUGUGUAUAUAUGUGUAUAUAUAUAUAUAUAUAUAUAUAAUAUAUAUAUAUAUAUAUAUAUAUAAUUACACACACACACACACACACACUGCUGUGCAAAAGUCUUGACAUGUUGCAUUUUUCUACUCUGAUGCAUUAUGAGCAGCAACAAUUUACUCAAAGCCUCCCCUAGUGUUUUCUACUAUUAUAACAACCUUGACUUGCAUAAAGAAGGAAACACAUUGAGUGAAAUAGCUUGCAUCACUUGAUUUUCAAGGUGUGGUAUCCGAAGCAUAAUCAACAAGUACAGAGAAACCUCAUUUGUAAUUGACAAACCCAGGACUGGAAGACCCAAAAAGCUGUCUAACAAGGAUGAGCAAUACUUGAAGAUAAUAUCCUUAAGGAAUAGAAAGAAGACAAGCGUUGAAUUGACAACAGAACUGGCAGAAGGCACAGGUGUAGUUGUCCAUCAAAUCAACAGUACGAAGGUCACUCUUGAAAUCAGGACUUAAAGGACGUGUUGCAGUAAGAAUACCUCUGUUAAGAAAGGGGAACAAGACAAAAAGGCUAAAAUAUGCACAAGAACACAGAAUUUGGACUAUGGAACAAUGGUCAAAGGUGCUUUGGACUGUUGAUGGAUGGACGACGACACCUAUGCAUUCUGCCAGUUCUGUUGUCAAUUCAUGCCAGACAGUACCGUAGCAUGCACAUUUUAGAACACCCCAUUGCUUCUGUUUUGAUUUGUUGUGCAUAUGAAAUAAAAUCACUGUAACAGAAACUCUUGGAGAAUUGUCAAAAUAAGCACAUUUGUGAUUGUUUAAUUUAAUUGAUGACUUUAAUAGGCCACACAUGCAAUUCAUUUAAAAUAGUAAAACAAAAGGAGCAAAUAACAUAACCAUAAGAAAUGGUAAAAUGCAUGAGACUUUUUCAAAGUUGUUUAAGGUGCCUAAUUAAAGCAGAAAGUGGUUUAACA
Messenger RNA from Acipenser ruthenus (sterlet), 2538 nucleotides. Its product is annotated as NEDD8-conjugating enzyme UBE2F. The transcript has 10 exons. Lineage: Eukaryota; Metazoa; Chordata; Actinopteri; Acipenseriformes; Acipenseridae. Gene Ontology annotation, molecular function: NEDD8 transferase activity. Bases 280 to 837 code for a protein of 185 amino acids. Gene Ontology annotation, cellular component: nucleus. The record is from RefSeq and is a predicted model, not a curated record. Gene Ontology annotation, biological process: protein neddylation.